AAUAUUUAUGGUACACAUCACUAAAGUAUUAAUCACCUCACUUUAUAAAUUCAAAUUUGUAGAGUUGGAAUCUACAAAGUUAGUGAUAAUUACAACAAUUGCGACGUUUAAAAAUAGUGUAAAAUUUCAAUGUUAGCAAACUUUUGUACAUAGCUGUAACACCGAUAUAAAAGUGAAGUGCAAAACUCUAGUAUAGUGAUACAAAGCAUUUAUCAUGGGUCUUACCAUAUCUGCAGUGUUCAAUAGAUUGUUUAGUAAAAAGCCUAUGAGAAUUUUAAUGGUAGGAUUGGACGCUGCUGGUAAAACCACAAUCUUAUACAAAUUAAAGCUGGGUGAAAUUGUAACUACUAUCCCAACGAUCGGCUUUAAUGUAGAAACCGUCGAAUACAAGAAUAUAUCUUUCACAGUGUGGGACGUAGGUGGCCAGACAAGAAUCAGAAAACUCUGGAGACACUAUUUCGCCAACACUGACGGACUUAUUUUUGUGGUUGAUUCCAAUGAUCGAGAUCGUAUCGCGGAAGCCGAAGAAGAAUUGCACAAUAUGUUAGGAGAGGACGAUUUAAGAGACUGCAUUUUGUUAAUAUUCGCCAACAAACAAGAUUUACCAAAUUCGAUGUCCACUGCUGAAUUGACAGACAAGCUUAAGUUGCACACUCUGAAGAACAGAAGGUGGUACAUUCAAGCCACCUGUGCCACCCAAGGGAAUGGUUUGUACGAAGGACUAGAUUGGUUGUCAAAUGAGUUGGCCAAGUGAAAUAGAUGUUGUGAAGAGUAGCUUUUUAUAUUUUUUAUUGAUAAUGUAAAAUCCUGUUUUAUUUGCUCCUGUUUAGUAGGAUUCAUGCAAUAUUGUUUCUAUGUUUUGUGUAUUUUGACUAAUUUAUAUAUUUGUAUUAUUAAAAUAUAGAUUUUUUUAUCCAAAUCCUAGUCAAUCUGCUAUCAGUUAAUCUUAUCUUUAACUUUUGAUGUUGUUCAGGAUUUGUGUAUAUUUUUUUUUACAGUUUUGUUAAAUAUUUAAUUUUUCUCCCAUUAUGGUAAUUAACGCUCAACAAUUUGUUCGUUUAGGCAACCACACAUUACAUAUGAUUGAAUCAUACAGUUUAUGCCUGCCAUAGUCUAAUUUCAGUGAUUAUUUUUUGUUUUAUUGUUUGAGCAUAUUUUUUAAGAAAUUCACUUCAAUAUUGUUGCCUUUCUUCUAUUCAUACUCCUCUAUAUAUCGUAUCAGUUGUUACAUAUAAUUUAUAUUUUUUUAAUUGAUGCCAAUUUUCUUUGUGGAUUCACAAUAUUUUUAUACCCUUUCUGAGAAAUGUUUCGAAUGCCUUUUACAUUUCAAUUAUUCAAUAUUACACAAUAUGUCUGUAAUCCCAGGUGUAAAAUGGAACUAAAUUAUUUUUGUGCCAUAGGUAAGGCUACAGAUUCUCCAAAUAUAAAUUAUUUACAUUUCAAUAUAAUAUAUAAAAUACAUAUUUUUAUAAUGUAAGUCAAUAUUUGUGUUUAUUUUCGUUGUCGCCCUUUGUAUUCUCAUGGUGUUUGUAUAAAUAGAUAUAAACAACAGACAAAAAAACUUAUUUACACAAAUCCUAUCACACAAUAAUUAAGUCUGAUAGUUAAUUGUUUCCAAUAAAUUUUGUUUUGUGAUAAUAAAAUUUUUAACAGAUCUAAGAUAAAUUGACAAUUUGGACUAAAUAUGUCUUUUAUAAUAGGUUCAGCAGAUACUAUUGGCUAAAAAUGAUCAUAUUGUAUUGCAAUUAGAAAAAAAGCAUAAUUUUGGUUGAAAUUAGCUAUAUAAGACAAAUAUUACAAACUAAAUGCUACAAAUGUUUUCUUUCAUACUAAAAUAUAUUAUAGUUAAAAAUGACCAGUGAACAUUUAUUUUUGAACUGAUCUCUAAAUAAACAACAUUUUCAUAAGUUAUAGUAUACAACAAAAGAAUAAUAUUGUAUGAAUCUAUUAGACCAUAUCAUAAACCAACUUUUUCAUGUAGUAAACAUUUCUGCAAACUGUUUUUUCUGUGAAUUAACUUUUUAGAUUUAAAUCUUUAUAUAAUUAAGUUUCCUAUUAUAUAUUACUUUUAUUGUAUAAAUAUGUU
Molecule: messenger RNA, 2086 nt
Organism: Diabrotica balteata
Lineage: Eukaryota; Metazoa; Arthropoda; Insecta; Coleoptera; Chrysomelidae
Source: the annotation of a GenBank genome assembly